AAUUCAAGUAAUAAACUGAGAUAUCAACCAACUAAUGAGAUUGGCUACCUAGUUAGAAUUUCAAAUUAAAUUAGCCAGUUGUUUAGACCGAAACCUAUACUGAACAUUUGAAAUUCGGUUCUGUAUAUCACGUAUUUAUGUAGUAGUCGUGUCUUAUUUUUGCACCAUUGCCUUUCAUUGAUGAAAAUUAUGGGAAAAAAGUGAAAUAAACUCAUUUUAUUAGCUAACCCGUCAUUAUUUUGUAUAGUUUAUUAUAAUUAACUAUAAAGUAUUUUAUACACCGAUACACGAAUCUAUUACCCUGUGAUUUACAAGCUAUGAAAAAUAUGAAUUCUCUACAGAACAACAUUUCUGAGCUCUUAAAAUUAGCCAAAAAGUUCAACUGCUUCUAUUUCUCAGGUUUACAUCAAGGCAUAUGUAAACCAUUCAUAGUUGCUGGCCACCAAGUGGGUCUAAUUCGACCUGAUAUUAUGAAAUAUCUUCAAAAAUUUCCAGAGGUUUUUAUAAUUGCUGGUAAAUAUGUGGAGCUAAAUCCUGCAUUCCGUGACUAUCAAGAAAGAACAGCAAAAGUAGCUGAUGUGUUACAGAGCUUGAGAAAAGAUGGAGAGUUGUGUGCACUUAAGGGUUGGAGGGAUGAGUGUUUUGGAGUGAGCACCCCCUUUUAUUAUGAAAGCUUGAUGGAAAUGGAACGGAGCGCGAUUUGCCUGUUCGGCAUUAGGAACUAUGGUGUCAGUGUCUCCGGCUAUGUUAACCAUCCCACCAAAGGGCUGUGCAUCUGGUUGCAGCAGAGGAGCUUCACCAAACAAACAUGGCCAGGAAAAUGGGACUGUUUCGUCAGCGGCGGAUUGGCAGUGGGCUAUGGUAUCCUGGAGACCUGUAUCAAGGAAGCUGCAGAGGAGGCGUCGGUGGAGGGAGAGUUGGCGAAGAAGUUGGUGCCCGCUGGUUGUGUCAGCUUCUACUUCGAGAGUGAGAGGGGACUGUUCCCAAACACAGAGUAUGUCUACGACCUGGAACUGCCUGUAGAUUUCGUUCCACAAAAUGCUGAUGGCGAAGUAGAGGGAUUCGAGCUCCUGACGGCGCAGGAAUGCAUCCAGAGAGCCCUUACUCCGCAGUUCAAAACUACCAGUGCACCUGUCCUUUUGGACUUUCUCAUAAGGAAGGGAUUCAUCACUCCAGAAAACGAACCAAAUUACCGGUACCUAGUAGAGCUGCUUCACGUCCCGCUGCAGUCGAUCUACAACUGGCCUUACACCGCCGCUAGCGUCGUCAACGGCGACGGCCCACAGUUACAAAUACCAAACUAAUCGUAAUCAUACAUUGUGUAGCUAACAUUAUAUCAUUGCCCCAGAUAAGUUUCUAGUAGUUUUAAUUAUUUUAUAUAAUUUGUAUGUACGUCGUAUUUAUUACACGUUUUGUGAUUCCA
Cydia splendana is the source of this 1423-nucleotide messenger RNA. RefSeq lists its product as uncharacterized. The transcript is spliced from 7 exons. Gene Ontology annotation, molecular function: 8-oxo-dGDP phosphatase activity. The coding region runs from base 318 to 1304 and encodes 328 amino acids. The record is from RefSeq and is a predicted model, not a curated record. NCBI's taxonomy places the organism in Eukaryota, Metazoa, Arthropoda, Insecta, Lepidoptera, Tortricidae.